GAGCACAGUCAGCCCGGCGGCCGCCACACCGCUGCCGCUGUGCCCGCUGGAGGUGGGCGAGAGUGCGAGAGCGCGGGGGAGGAGCUGAGCGGGGCGCGCCCGAGAGCGCCGCCGCCCCCGGGACUGCUGGAGCGCGGAGCCCCCUGCAGGGGAGCAGGCGAGCGGCUGGCGGGACGCGGCGGCGGGCGCGGACCAUGCAGUCCCGGCCCGGCCAGCGCCGGCUGCUCGCUGUGCGGUGAGGUGGCGGGGUCCCCUCCGGCCGCAGCACCCCGCCUUCCUCAAGCGCUAGUGCUGCCAGGCGUCCUUGCCUUUCGUCCCGGACCCCCGAGCAAGGCACGGCCUGCCCCUGCCCUGCUCCGCCCGAUCAUGCGGGGGACCCCGGAGGAGGAGAAGGCGAAUGACCGGCCUGCGCCGACCUUGGUCGCGGGGCGCCCUGCUCUCUGAAACACCCCCACCUGCUGCCAUGUGUCGCCGCCACAGGUACCUAGCCUGCCGCUAAACUUUCCCAGCUCUGGCCAGACGGGGAGUCGCAUUUCUGAGCACUCCGGUGUGUCCCGGCACGGCGGCCCCCGGUCCCCAGACAUCUGCCCCUCUCAGCAGGAUCCUCAGAGAGUUCUGUCCCAGGAAUCGGAGCCCUCGGCGUCUCUCCGCAGCCCCAGCCGGCGUGGAGCCGAGCGCUGCCAGCCGAGGCAGCGCCUUCCUGGAGCAGUUUAUCUCUGCACGGAUUUCUUAAAGAGAAAAAGAAACCAACAGGUUGCCAGCCCGGGCGUCACUGCAGACUCCGGAGAGGGAAGCCGGGGCCGGGAUUCCUCGGCCGGUGUCGGCCCCUCGGGGGCCGCGGGAGGAGAGAGGACCGAGGCGGCGAUGGCUCGGCCUGACCCGUCCGCGCCGCCCUCUCUGCUGCUGCUGCUGCUGGCGCAGCUGGCGGGCCGGGCGGCGGCCGCAUCCAAGGCCCCGGUGUGCCAGGAAAUCACGGUGCCCAUGUGCCGCGGCAUCGGCUACAACCUGACGCACAUGCCCAACCAGUUCAACCACGACACGCAGGACGAGGCAGGCCUGGAGGUGCACCAGUUCUGGCCGCUGGUGGAGAUCCACUGCUCCCCGGACCUGCGCUUCUUCCUGUGCUCCAUGUACACGCCCAUCUGCCUGCCCGACUACCACAAGCCGCUGCCGCCGUGCCGCUCGGUGUGCGAGCGCGCCAAGGCGGGCUGCUCGCCGCUCAUGCGCCAGUACGGCUUCGCCUGGCCCGAGCGCAUGAGCUGCGACCGGCUCCCUGUGCUGGGCCGCGACGCCGAGGUCCUGUGCAUGGAUUACAACCGCAGUGAGGCCACCACCGCGUCCCCCAAGUCCUUCCCGGCCAAGCCCACCCUCCCAGGCCCACCAGGGGCGCCAUCUUCCGGAGGCGAGUGCCCCGCAGGAGGCCCAUCUGUGUGCACGUGCCGGGAGCCCUUCGUGCCCAUCCUAAAGGAGUCGCACCCGCUCUACAACAAGGUACGGACAGGCCAGGUGCCCAACUGUGCGGUGCCCUGCUACCAGCCGUCCUUCAGCCCGGAUGAGCGCACGUUCGCCACCUUCUGGAUCGGCCUCUGGUCGGUGCUGUGCUUCAUCUCCACGUCCACCACCGUUGCCACCUUCCUCAUCGACAUGGAACGAUUCCGCUAUCCCGAGCGCCCCAUCAUCUUCCUGUCUGCCUGCUACCUGUGCGUGUCGCUGGGAUUCCUGGUGCGCCUGGUGGUGGGUCAUGCCAGCGUCGCCUGCAGCCGUGAGCAUAGCCACAUCCACUAUGAGACAACCGGCCCGGCGCUGUGCACAGUUGUCUUCCUGCUAGUCUACUUCUUCGGCAUGGCCAGCUCCAUCUGGUGGGUCAUACUGUCGCUCACCUGGUUCUUGGCAGCUGGCAUGAAGUGGGGCAACGAGGCCAUUGCCGGCUAUGCGCAGUACUUUCACCUGGCCGCUUGGCUCAUCCCCAGUGUCAAGUCCAUUACAGCACUGGCUCUGAGCUCCGUGGACGGCGACCCGGUGGCUGGCAUUUGUUAUGUGGGCAACCAGAACCUGAACUCGCUGCGUGGCUUCGUCCUGGGCCCACUGGUGCUCUACCUGCUGGUGGGCACGCUCUUCCUCCUGGCGGGCUUCGUGUCGCUCUUUCGCAUCCGGAGCGUCAUCAAGCAGGGUGGUACCAAGACAGACAAGCUGGAGAAGCUCAUGAUCCGCAUCGGCAUCUUCACAUUGCUUUACACCGUGCCAGCCAGCAUCGUGGUGGCCUGCUACCUGUAUGAGCAGCACUACCGCGAGAGCUGGGAGGCCGCGCUCACUUGCGCCUGUCCGGGCCCCGACACCGGCCAGCCGCGGGCCAAGCCUGAGUACUGGGUGCUCAUGCUCAAGUACUUCAUGUGCCUGGUGGUGGGCAUCACUUCGGGCGUCUGGAUCUGGUCGGGCAAGACUGUGGAGUCGUGGCGGCGCUUCACCAGCCGCUGUUGCUGCCGUCCGCGGCGGGGCCACAAGAGUGGUGGCGCUAUGGCCGCAGGGGACUACGCCGAGGCCAGUGCUGCGCUCACCGGCAGGACCGGGCCUCCCGGCCCCGCCGCGGCAUACCACAAACAGGUGUCCCUGUCGCACGUAUAGGAGGAGGGCUGAGGCCCGGGGACCUUGCUGGAGUUGAAGGAGGGGUGUGUUUUGUUUGGUGGCGUUGCGAGGGUCACUUCCGUUUGCCUACAUGGUGCUGGUGCCCCCUCCCGUGUGACUUGGAGAGA
Nannospalax galili (Upper Galilee mountains blind mole rat) is the source of this 2750-nucleotide messenger RNA. It is a transcript of the gene Fzd5, whose product is annotated as frizzled class receptor 5. Gene Ontology annotation, molecular function: Wnt receptor activity; Wnt-protein binding. Bases 865 to 2622 code for a protein of 585 amino acids. The record is from RefSeq and is a predicted model, not a curated record. Lineage: Eukaryota; Metazoa; Chordata; Mammalia; Rodentia; Spalacidae. Gene Ontology annotation, biological process: canonical Wnt signaling pathway; non-canonical Wnt signaling pathway. The transcript has 2 exons. Gene Ontology annotation, cellular component: plasma membrane.